AUGGGCUCCGCCCGCAACGUGGUUCCUCCAUGGGGUGGUGACGCACGCUUGGGCGACCGCGUUUUGAAGCACGUGCUCAGCGUAUUGAAAGCCAGGGACGAGGCCUACGGACAGGACCAGGUCAGCCACGAGGUUUCCGUUUUCGACCCCGUCGAGGUCUUCGGUCCGGGCGGGGCGCUUGAAGGUGAUGGCCAUCUCACUACGCCACACUUCUUCCUGAAGGCCGGCACGAACGCCAAGAUGGAUGAGAUGCAGGCCACCAUCAAGGCGGCCGAUGGUUACGUGGUGGUCACAGCAGAGUAUAACCAUUCCUUGCCGCCUGCGCUGACCAGUUUGAUGGGACAUUUCGGUGGAUCGAACUACAAGUGCAAGCCCUCCUGCAUCGUGACCUACAGCCCCGGUCCCUGGGCGGGCAUGCGCGCGGCCAUGGCGGCGCGCCCUUUCCUUUCAGAGCUCGGCUGCAUCCCCGUGAGCAAGCUGGCGGCCUUCCCUGCGCCAAAUGAGCUUUUCGACGAGGAAGGUGCACCAAAGGAUCCCGAGGCGCGCAUGCUCAAACAGCUACCGGCCAUGGUGGGCGAGUUGGAGUGGAUGGCACUCGCAAUGAAGAAGAUGCGCGACUCCGACCCGUCUCCAGAUGCCAUCGCGGACCUGGCACGGCGACGUCUCACCAGCCAGGAUCUCGGACCCGAGGUCGCGGAGAAGGGCCUUGCUUCCUUCGCUGGGCCUUUCUGCACCGGCUUCGGCGCAGGUGAGUACGCUUCUCUCUGGUCAGAGGUCCUGGCUGCGGACGUCUUUGAGACUUUCAGCAAGGCCGCCCCCGAGGAGCUGCCGGAGCUGGGGCGGCGCUUCCGAGAGGCCUUCCUGGAGCCCGGCGCCGGCAGAGCGCCGCUGACUGCCUUCCGCGACUUCCAGGGCCGAGUUCCCAAGGUGGUCCCACUACUCCGACGUUUGAAGCUCCAGGGCUCCUCGAGCUGA
This is a messenger RNA of Symbiodinium sp. CCMP2592, 975 nucleotides long. The record is from the annotation of a GenBank genome assembly. NCBI's taxonomy places the organism in Eukaryota, Dinophyceae, Suessiales, Symbiodiniaceae.